AUGAGUGGGCACUUGUUCCUGUCCCUUCCUCUGACCACAGGCUGGACCACUUCCAACUGUCUAGUGACUGAAGGCUCCUGGCUGCCUAUGGUCUUCUGCUUCUUCCUGAUCCCCCUGGACUCCAGCCUGCCCCUCCUUGCAGCCUGUUCCUCAGUGACCGACCGGGCACCAGUCUUGGAGGUUGUGCCCACUGUGGAGGGGCUCUGUCUUGCGCUCCAUUUCAUUUUGCCCCUGGAUGCCUUCUCCCACCUACCUGGGCUCAAGAUCCUGGGGCUGAACCUGCAUGACAGCCAGCUCCUGCCAGGAGUUCUCUGGGGCUUGGGGCAGCUGCAGCAGCUCCUUUUCAUUGGCCACCACGUGGAUUACCACUUCUUACCCCCUGAUGCUGACAACUGGAGCUCCCUCUGGUACCUUGUUUCCUCGGGCCCUUGCCUGGAUGGGAACUUGGAUGUCUGGUUGCCUCCUAGUCUAUGGUGGUUGGUUAUCAAGUAUAGUUGCCUUCAGAAUGUGGGGGGACUGGCUGACAUCUUCCCAGACCUCAUGUUUGGACCCUGGACAUGUUGGACCUGUCACUCAACAACUGGCUGA
Molecule: messenger RNA, 588 nt
Organism: Manis pentadactyla (Chinese pangolin)
Lineage: Eukaryota; Metazoa; Chordata; Mammalia; Pholidota; Manidae
Product: toll-like receptor 12
Source: RefSeq, a predicted model, not a curated record